Molecule: messenger RNA, 1892 nt
Organism: Tetranychus urticae (two-spotted spider mite)
Lineage: Eukaryota; Metazoa; Arthropoda; Arachnida; Trombidiformes; Tetranychidae
Biological process (GO): microtubule cytoskeleton organization; neuron projection development
Cellular component (GO): neuron projection
Molecular function (GO): microtubule binding
Source: RefSeq, a predicted model, not a curated record
AUCACAAUGUUCAUAAUUGUAUCUUGAUCAGUAUUUGUAGUCAAAUCAUUGCUCAGAAUUGUUGGUUAAUUUGUUCAAUCAAUUUCUGGUUAAAUUGGGUUUUGUUUUGUUGUUGAGUCUCUUACUCAAGUGUUUUGGGUUAACCUGCAUCCAACUUGAAUCAGUGUCUCUGAGUUUUCCCUCAAUCAUCUUGAUUAUUCAGUGAUCUCUUCAGUGUUUUUAGGUUUGGCAAGUGCUAAAGCUGAAACUGAUCUCAUUUUUGAUUGUUUGGUAAAAAAUUUUCUUCUCUCUCUCUCCUUUUGUCAUUCUAGUCAUCUUAAUUGUUAAAUAACAUAUUUAACAAUCAUAUCUAAUGUCAGAUAAACCAAAGGAACCAGUAAAACAACCAACGGAUAAACCUAAAAAUGGUUCCUCCAUUGAAAGAUCAUCUAGAGGUGUUCAACGUUCAAUAAGUCGAGAUUCAACGGCCAAAAGUCGAGAUCCAUCAACUUGUACUUCACCUACAAAAGAUUUGUCAAGAAAAUUGCCUCCAAUCAAAGCUCCUGUUGGCCUAGCAAAGGGACCUGAUCUGAAAAAUGUGCGAUCAAAAAUUGGAUCCCUACAAAAUGUUAAACACAGACCAUCUCAAGGUGAGAAAAAGGUAAUCACACAGAAAUUGGAAUGGCAGGCCAAACCUAGAAUUGGAUCACUCGAUUACGUCAAGCAUAAACCAGCUGGUGGUGAGGUGAAGAUAGAGAAUAAAAAAUUGGAAUGGAAAGCAAAGUCUAAAAUUGGCUCCUUAGACAAUGUCAAGCAUAAGCCAGGAGGUGGUCAGGUUAACAUAUUUGAUGAAAAAUAUGCUAGGUCUUCAACUGGAGGUCGAUCGCCAAGUGAUGGUCGCUCUAUAAGUCCAAGCUCAACAGCUAAUUCAAUUAAAUCAACUUGUAACACUCCAACUGGUGGCAGAUCUCCUUUACCAUCGUCAUCCUCGAAAGAUGGCAAAGAAAACAAACAAAGUGGAUCAAGUGAAAAACCAACAAAUGCCAAAAUCGAUAUUAAGAGUAACAGCAACGACAAUUCCAAGGAAACCAAAGCUACGGACUCAAGCCUUGAUUCAAAAUCUGGUAGCGUUAAAGCAGACGAAAAUAACAAUAAUGCUAAGCCCACUUCACGUCCAAAUAGUUUAACACCUUCUACACAGUCCGUUAAAGGUUGAUUAUUUCAGGCUUUUGCUGGUACCAAUCAUCGUCAAAUCGACGUCACAGAUACCUAUUGAAAUAAAAACAGGUCAACUUUAAUCUGGUUCAAGAGAUCUGGUUAUACCUGGAACAAAGCUAUGACUUAACUCACCUGCUGUUGGUCCGAUUAUUUUUUAUCAAGAUCUUAUUUAAUUUUAUUUUCUUUCAUUUUGUCCAUUUAUUGAUUCACACUACUAAAGUUCCAUUAAUCACAAGAUUUGUUUAAGCUUCAUGGUAAUGCCAUGUUAAUGGAUUCAAACAAGAAAACUAAAUAUCCUAUGAUUCUUAUCAUGAAAAUUUUGAUUUCAUUAUUUUAAAGGGUUCACUAAUAACGUUUUGAUUCAGGAGGAAAAAGUCAGUGCAUGAGUUAGUUGAUUUUUGUAUUUUUUUUUGGAAACCAAUUCACGAGUCUAUCGGUUAUCAAAAUUUGCUUUUCAUGUAAUCCUAAAUUUAAAAAUCAAACUUAAUGGUUAUAAAUCGGAAGAAAAUAUAACAAAAUCUAAAAUUAAAACUGAAAACUGAAAAUAUAAACACUUAAAAUGUGGCAAAAUAACGAAAAAAAGCUCAUCAAAAAUAUAAGAUUCAGCAUAAAAGAUAUAACCCUAAAAAUAUAUAUUGAUUAUGAAGGAUGAAACUUCAGUUUUUUUGAAACAAUUAAACUAAACUAAAUUAUUA